This is a messenger RNA of Sorex fumeus (smoky shrew), 3461 nucleotides long. RefSeq names its product solute carrier family 4 member 8 (gene SLC4A8). The record is from RefSeq and is a predicted model, not a curated record. Gene Ontology annotation, molecular function: monoatomic anion transmembrane transporter activity; sodium:bicarbonate symporter activity; solute:inorganic anion antiporter activity. Gene Ontology annotation, cellular component: plasma membrane. Gene Ontology annotation, biological process: monoatomic anion transport; regulation of intracellular pH; transmembrane transport. NCBI's taxonomy places the organism in Eukaryota, Metazoa, Chordata, Mammalia, Eulipotyphla, Soricidae. Bases 108 to 3239 code for a protein of 1043 amino acids. The transcript has 24 exons.
CAGAUGAAGAAGCUGUGGUGGAUCAGGGUGGGACCAGUACGAUUCUCAAUAUUCACUAUGAGAAAGAAGAGUUGGAAGGCCACAGAACUUUGUAUGUGGGGGUUCGGAUGCCCCUGGGCCGGCAGAGCCAUCGGCACCACCGAAGCCAUGGCCAGAAGCACCGGAGACGAGGACGGGGCAAAGGAGCCAGCCAAGGAGAGGAAGGUCCAGAGGCUCUGGCCCAUGACACUCCAUCUCAGCGUGUUCAGUUCAUUCUUGGCACCGAGGAGGAUGAAGAGCAUGUGCCACAUGAGCUUUUCACAGAGCUAGAUGAGAUCUGUAUGAAAGAGGGAGAAGACGCAGAAUGGAAAGAGACAGCCAGGUGGCUGAAGUUUGAAGAAGAUGUAGAGGAUGGGGGAGAACGUUGGAGCAAGCCUUAUGUGGCGACGCUUUCACUGCACAGUCUUUUUGAACUAAGAAGCUGUCUUAUUAAUGGAACAGUCCUUCUAGACAUGCGAGCCAAUAGCAUAGAAGAAAUUUCAGACCUGAUCCUGGACCAGCAAGAACUGUCCAGUGACCUGAAUGACAGCAUGAGGAUUAAAGUACGGGAAGCUCUUCUCAAAAAGCAUCAUCACCAGAAUGAAAAGAAGAGAAAUAAUCUCAUUCCUAUUGUUCGCUCCUUUGCGGAAGUUGGCAAGAAACAGUCUGAUCCACAUUCUAUGGAUAAAAAUGGCCAAACGGUGUCUCCUCAGUCUGUUCCCACUACAAACCUUGAAGUCAAAAAUGGAAUGAAUUGUGAACACAGCCCCGUGGAUUACAAGGUAGACCUUCAUUUCAUGAAAAAAAUCCCCUCUGGAGCAGAGGCCUCAAACGUCCUUGUUGGAGAGGUGGAUACUCUGGACCACCCCAUUGUUGCCUUUGUGAGACUGUCUCCAGCUGUUCUUCUCUCGGGCCUGACGGAAGUUCCCAUCCCAACAAGAUUUUUAUUUAUCCUAUUGGGACCAGUAGGAAAAGGUCAGCAGUACCACGAGAUUGGCAGAUCCAUGGCCACCAUCAUGACAGAUGAAAUUUUUCAUGAUGUGGCAUAUAAGGCAAAGGAGCGAGAUGAUCUCCUGGCAGGGAUCGAUGAGUUCCUAGACCAGGUGACGGUGCUCCCUCCAGGGGAGUGGGACCCCUCCAUUAGAAUUGAACCACCCAAGUAUGUUCCUUCCCAGGAGAAAAGGAAAAUGCCUGGAGUUCCCAACGGAAAUAUUUGCCACAUAGAACCGGAACCACAUGGGGGCCACAGUGGGCCAGAACUUCAGCGCACUGGGAGGCUAUUUGGGGGCUUGGUGCUGGACAUCAAGCGAAAGGCCCCUUGGUACUGGAGCGACUACCGGGAUGCACUCAGCUUGCAAUGUUUGGCUUCCUUUCUGUUCCUGUAUUGUGCCUGCAUGUCACCUGUCAUCACCUUUGGGGGAUUGCUCGGAGAAGCUACAGAGGGACGCAUAAGUGCGAUUGAAUCCUUGUUCGGAGCCUCCAUGACUGGGAUUGCAUAUUCCUUGUUUGCGGGACAGGCUCUCACCAUCCUGGGAAGUACUGGGCCAGUGCUUGUGUUUGAAAAGAUUUUGUUCAAAUUCUGCAAAGACUAUGCUCUUUCAUACCUGUCGUUGCGAGCUUGUAUCGGACUGUGGACCGCCUUCCUGUGCAUUGUCCUUGUGGCGACUGAUGCCAGUUCUCUUGUCUGCUACAUUACCCGCUUCACUGAAGAAGCAUUUGCCUCCCUGAUUUGUAUUAUUUUUAUCUAUGAAGCAAUAGAAAAGCUGAUUCACCUGGCAGAGACUUACCCUAUCCACAUGCAUAGCCAGCUGGACCACCUUAGCCUGUAUUACUGCAGAUGUACUCUCCCAGAGAAUCCAAACAACCACACCCUGCAGUAUUGGAAGGACCACAACAUUGUCACAACAGAAGUCCACUGGGCUAACCUGACUGUUAGCGAAUGCCAGGAGAUGCACGGAGAGUUCGUGGGAUCUGCGUGUGGCCAUCACGGGCCCUAUACUCCUGAUGUGCUUUUUUGGUCCUGCAUUCUCUUCUUCACCACCUUUAUUCUCUCCAGUACCUUAAAGACAUUUAAGACAAGCCGCUAUUUCCCAACCAGAGUGCGUUCCAUGGUGAGUGAUUUUGCAGUUUUCCUCACUAUCUUCACAAUGGUGAUUGUUGACUUUUUGAUUGGAGUUCCAUCACCAAAGCUUCAAGUUCCCAGUGUAUUUAAGCCAACAAGAGAUGAUAGAGGGUGGAUUAUUAGUCCCAUUGGCCCCAAUCCCUGGUGGACUGUAAUAGCAGCAAUUAUCCCAGCUCUUCUGUGCACUAUCUUGAUAUUCAUGGACCAGCAGAUCACAGCUGUCAUCAUCAACAGGAAGGAACACAAACUCAAGAAAGGCUGUGGCUACCACCUGGACCUCCUGAUGGUAGCCAUCAUGCUGGGUGUCUGCUCCAUCAUGGGCUUGCCUUGGUUUGUGGCUGCAACUGUCUUGUCCAUCACACACGUGAACAGUCUUAAAUUGGAAUCUGAGUGCUCUGCUCCUGGAGAACAGCCCAAGUUCUUGGGUAUCAGAGAGCAAAGAGUCACAGGCCUUAUGAUCUUCGUGUUAAUGGGCUGCUCAGUUUUCAUGACGGCUGUAUUAAAGUUUAUUCCAAUGCCAGUGCUCUAUGGAGUUUUCCUGUACAUGGGAGUUUCUUCACUACAGGGAAUUCAGUUCUUUGACCGCCUGAAGCUUUUUGGGAUGCCUGCAAAGCACCAGCCAGAUUUCAUCUACCUUCGGCACGUGCCGCUACGCAAAGUGCACCUCUUCACACUCAUCCAGCUGACCUGCCUCGUCCUGCUCUGGGUCAUCAAGGCCUCCCCAGCCGCCAUUGUCUUCCCAAUGAUGGUUUUGGCCUUGGUUUUCGUCAGGAAAGUCAUGGAUUUCUGUUUCACUAAGCGAGAGUUGAGCUGGUUAGAUGAUCUCAUGCCUGAAAGCAAAAAGAAGAAGUUGGAUGAUGCCAAGAAGAAGGCCAAGGAGGAAGAGGAGGCUGAAAAAAUGUUAGAUCUCGGGGGAGACAAGUUUCCCUUAGAAAGCAGGAAGUUACUCAGUAGCCCUGGAAAAAACAACAGUUUCAGUGUUGAUUUCAGAUGUGAUCCCUCUGAGAUUAAUAUAUCUGAUGAAAUGCCUAAAACCACGGUGUGGAAAACUCUCAGUAUGAAUUCUGGAAAUACGAAGGAAAAGAGUCUCUUCAAUUAAAAGCCUUUGCUGGGAUGGAAGAUUUGGGCCAUAAGAUAUGCCUCAGGGAAGCUAUGUUACAGACAAGAUGGUGAUUCUCAGAGAAGAAGCAAGACCAAGCCUGGCCCUGUCCUUGGUCGUGUCAAAGCCAUGUCGAAGCAUUCAGUUCCUCAUGGUGUGCUGGGAAGUCACGCAGCCUCCCUGCACUGGCAACCGGUCAUCCGACGCGAAUGUGGAAGCAGG